Messenger RNA from Python bivittatus (Burmese python), 3335 nucleotides. It is a transcript of the gene PRSS35, whose product is annotated as serine protease 35. Gene Ontology annotation, molecular function: serine-type endopeptidase activity. Gene Ontology annotation, biological process: proteolysis. The record is from RefSeq and is a predicted model, not a curated record. Lineage: Eukaryota; Metazoa; Chordata; Lepidosauria; Squamata; Pythonidae.
GGCUCGGAGGGUGCUCCCGCCGCCGCCGCUGCCGUCGCCACCGCCCUCUCUCAAGAGUCAACUGAGGGCGGCGGGACCCCGGUGGGGCUGCCCCUUUGGACGGCGGGCUCUCCGCGCGUGCUUGAAAUUCUGGGAUUCUUCCCUUUGGACGUCGUCGCGUUAGCGGCUGCGGAGCGCGAGCCUGACGGGCGAGAGGCUUGGCGAGCGGUGGCCCCCUCGCGUGAGAAACAAAGCAGCAUGAUGGCCUUAGUUCUGCUAAUUUCCACUUUUGCCUUCAGCCUCACAAAUGGAAUAAAUCUACAAGAUUUUAGCUGGCAGUUAGAAAAAAUACCACGGAUUGUGAAGGAAAAGACUUUCUUCCUCGGCACUCCUAAAUUUGAAGCCAGUGCCAAACUAGAACUGAGUGGCGUAUGUGGGAUUGAAUGCCAAAGGACAUUGCCAGUGCCACGUUGGUCUGAUCUGAAGGAUCUGCUUUCCUAUGAGACAGUCUUUGAGAACGGCACGAGGACUCUGACAGAAGUGGGGAUCCUGGGGGUGGAGCCUGACUCACCUGUAAACACUACCACUAAGGUGCUACCAAGAAGGAAGAGACAGGUCUACGGUACAGACAGCAGAUUCAGCAUUUCAGACACUCGAUUUCUGACCAACUUCCCUUUUAACACAGCUGUGAAGAUCUCCACAGGCUGCAGUGGCAUCCUCAUUUCUCCAAAGCAUGUACUCACUGCUGCCCAUUGUGUGCAUGAUGGUAAGGAUUACAUUAAAGGCAGCAAAAAACUGAGAGUGGGGCUGCUGAAGCUGAAAUCCAAAGGCAGUGGCAAGAGACGCAGGGGAGCCAAGAGGAGUAAGAGGGAGGUGCCAGAAGUCAAGGACGAUGAGGAUGACUCCAAACUCCAGAAAAGGGGAUCUGGCAGUAGAGCUGGCAGAAAACAAAAGACAUCUGUGUUGAAGGAGAGGAAGUCAGAGCGCAAGCCCUCCUUCCAGUGGACCAGAGUUAAAAGUACUCAAAUCCCCAAAGGCUGGAUAAGAGAUGUGACAGGAGAUGUUGCAGUUGAUUAUGACUAUGCAGUUUUGGAACUCAAGCGUCCCCACAAGAAGAAAUACAUGGAUCUUGGCAUCAGUCCAAAUAGCAAGAUGAUUCCUGGAAGUAUGAUCCACUUUUCUGGAUAUGAUGCAGACCGAGCUGGCCAGCUGGUUUAUCGCUUUUGCAGCAUAUCUGAUGAAUCCAAUGAUCUCUUCUACCAGUAUUGUGAUGCUGAGCCUGGUUCUACUGGUUCAGGAAUCUACCUCCGCCUUAAAGAACCAAAUAAGAAGAAAUGGAAACGCAAAAUUAUUGCCAUUUAUUCUGGUCAUCAGUGGGUGGAUGUUAAUGGAGAACAGCAGGAUUACAAUGUUGCAGUUCGAAUUACACCCCUCAAAUAUGCUCAGAUUUGCCUCUGGAUAGGGAACAAUGAUAAUUGUGUGCAGGGCUAAUGACAGAUAAUACAAGAUCACCUAAUAUCUAAUAGGGCUACGCAAUGAAAGUCAUACAUUGACUUGGUCUGGUUUUAUUUGAACUUGACACCAGAAAUUAGCUUUUUUAUAAAUUUUUAUAAAAUUGACUGAGCAUUUACCAGAAUUUUUUUCCUAGGAUAAUUAAAUUAAUCAUAGACACAAGGUGCAGUUAAAUCCCUGGUUGUGUGUGUAUGUAUAUGUGUAUGUAUAUGCAUACACACACACAUAUUGUAUGUGUGUGUUUGUGUGUGUAUAUAUACACACACAUACAUAAAUACAUACUGGUAAGUUUGAAUCGUUCAUAUUAAAGGACAAGUGUUCUUGACUCCUUCAGUUUGUUACUCAGUUAACAUUUUAAAGAAAAGAUUCUUCUCUGGUAACUGGUAUUAUUAAAACAUUGAUUAUUUUAUUUUCAACGUAUUUACUUGUCUCAGGGUUCUGCUCAAAUAAGCAUCGUACAUUCAUUAUUGUCUACUAACUACAGAUCAUCCAAAUUCUGAAACAUGGGGAUAAGACAAGAAACAGAAAAAUGUGAUUGUCACACUUUGAUGCCCCUGCCAAGUUAGUGUUUAAGUAAUACGUAAAGCUUGGGAAUCCCAUUCUCUUGAAUUCUAAAACAGCAAAAUGAAGCUUAAUCAAUGUAGCAUGUUCCCUAUUUGGAAAAAAGAGAAGGAACUAUAUAAUUUAAUGCCUAUAAAUUAGAUUUAGAAAAUAAAACUGGGAGUAUUAAAAUUGUAUUUGCUUUAUUCAGUCACCACUUUGAACAAAUCCCUGUCCUUUUUUAUUGCUAUUAAGGUGCAAUAGUGACAUUUAUGUAUUCUAAUUUUUAAAACUAUAAAAAGCUAAUUGUAUCAUCCUGUUAGAACUAGGAGAUGACAGUAGCCCAAGAAGCCAUAUAUGUGGUCCUGAUGGUAAGGGAAGCUUGAAGGAGAAGAGAAUAGCCCUGUGCUCUCAAAUGUAAACAGACAUAAUUGUCACGUCUGCUGAAGUGUACGUGAAAGCUUUUACCAUAAAGGUAACAUGAGGUGCACAAGUUGCACUAAGACAGUUUCCCAAUCUCAUCAGCUUGGAAGCAUGUGAACUUCAACUCCUAGAAUUCUUAGCAAUGGUCAUGCUGGCUGGGGAAUUCUGGGAGUUGAAAUCCACACACCUUAAAGUUGCUGAGGUUGGAAAACACUCUAUUAGGAUUUACCAGUCAGCCUUUCUUUCUUCAGAUGGAUGGCAAUGUGUGGAAACAGUUCCUCAAAUUUCCACCACAACUACCAAAGCCAAUAAUUAUUUGCUAAAUCAUGCUCUAAUGUUUACAGAAUAUGUAGGUUAACUUUUAUGUAAAUAUAUUACUGAUUUAUUAUGUAGCAAGAAUUCUCUUGGGUUCAUUUCAAGUUUUGAACCUCAGCUUUUACUAGAAAAGCAUUUAAAGUAGGCUUGUUAUUUAAAAUGUACACAUUUCAGUAGCUUUUCAAAACAAUAUCUCCUGCGCUUUCUACUUCAAAGAUUGUCAUGUACGUGAAGGCUAUUUGGAGAAAACAAAAUCAUCAGGACUCUAUUUAAUAUGUAACAUUAAGGUGGAAUAUUCCUGGCCAUAUAUAAUCUUGGUUUUAUUAAUAUUAUAAUAAUUUCAUUUUAACUUGAAUUGAUCAACAUUUUUGUAAGGAAAUGUGUAAUAAGAAACAAAGGUUGUAAAAUAUGUGUAUGAAUGUGAAAAUUACUAAAUCCUUAAAAGCACUUCAGUUUGAAUAAAAUAUUCUUAAAUUUGGUUUUUGCUAUAACUUUUGAAAAAGUAUUAAAUUUAGAAUUGAUAUGCAAAGACAUUUUUAUUAUUUCUCUGUAAGUGAAUUGUGCAU